Molecule: messenger RNA, 1417 nt
Organism: Megalops cyprinoides (Indo-Pacific tarpon)
Lineage: Eukaryota; Metazoa; Chordata; Actinopteri; Elopiformes; Megalopidae
Gene: mospd1
Product: motile sperm domain containing 1
Exons: 6
Coding region: 451-1107 (218 amino acids)
Cellular component (GO): cytoplasm
Source: RefSeq, a predicted model, not a curated record
ACAACCUUUCUAUUCAGCUUUUAAGUGGGCGACUACGCUGCAUAUAAUAGGCACAUUAUAGCUUUGACCCAUGAAACUGAGAAAUGUACAAGCGUAAUGUUACAGGUCUCUAAAUUGCAGCCAAGUAUUUGCCUGUCGCAGAAGAGAGAGUUACGUCACUGAAGGACUGCCGGAAUUCCCUGAGCCCUCCACUAUCCCGGCAUCCACCGUGUUGAACUGCAGCAGAUUGACAAAGGGGAGAAAAGGAGAGAAAACAACUGGGUGGGAUUUAAACAACAAUCGCUGGCCAGCGUUAUCAAUAAGGAUUGAAAAGAGGGGUGUGCUUGUGAUGCUGCUGAGGAGCUGAGAGGAGAGGGCGACCUGCGCCGGGGAGGGACGCUACACACUUAGUGAGACAGACAGAGAGAGAGAGAGAGAGAGAGCUGGAGGGGCCGAGUGCAGCGUGUGCAAAUGCAGCAGCAGAGCCGGCAGCCAGAUCUGGUGGAGGGCAGCCUUCCUGUGUUCGUGUUCCCCACAGAGCUGGUCUUCUACGCCGACGAGCAGACGUCCCACAAGCAGGUGCUCACCCUCUACAACCCCUACGAGUUUGCCCUGAAGUUCAAAGUUUUGUGCACAGCGCCGAACAAGUAUGCCGUGGUAGACGCUACUGGAGCUGUGAAGCCACAGUGCUGCGUGGACAUCGUAAUCCGCCACAGAGACGUGCGGGCAUGCCACUAUGGCGUGAUUGAUAAGUUCCGACUGCAAGUGUCGGAGCAGAGCCAGCGGAAGGCCCUGGGCCGCAAGGAGGUAAUGGCCACACUGCUGCCCUCGGCCACUCAGGAGCCCUCCCACUCCCGGCCCCAAGAGGAGGAGCGCAGGAUGAAGGAGCAGCUGGCUGACAGUGCUUUCUUCGAGCAGACUGCAUUCCAGCAAGAGAGCCGGGCGCCAUCGGGAGGUCCCAGUGCACUGACCGUCCUGCUGGGGCUGGUAUGCGUGGCUGUCCUCAUGCUGCCCACCCUGGGGGAGCUGGAGUCCGUUGUGCCUGUCUACCUCCACUUAAGUGUUAACAAGAAACUUGUAGCUGCUUAUGUUCUAGGUCUUCUUACAAUGGUUAUUCUUCGAACUUGAGGUGCUGCAAGCACAUUGAAUGCCCAAGAAAAGAGAGGGAAAGGGAAAGGAUGGGUAGAAAAAAAAGAGGACAGACACACACAUUCUACAUGUGUUCGUGAAGGAGGGGGGGAGGGGGAAAGGGGUCAGAAUGUCUGGGGUUGGCAGGGAGGGUUACCCUCUGAAAUCAUGUUUUAAACUGUUUUUAAGAUACAAAAGGUUACAACAAACUGCUACUUGUGCAAACCAGAUGAAGAAUGUCAGCUGGUACAGGGCUGGAUGAAGCUCUGGUCCAACAGACAGAGAUGAAUACAGGGGACAGGAUGGGAUG